UCCGGUGCCGGAUCCAAGAUGGCGGCGCCCAGGGUGCUGCUGGCGGCGGCCCGGCGGGCGGCGGCGGCGGCGGCGGCGACCGGAGGGGGGCGUGGCCGUCGCGCGGCGGGGGGCGUGGCCGCGCCGCCGGGGGGGCGGAGCCGGCUGUACGAGCACGCGCGCGAGGGGCUGAGCGCGCGGCCGCGCCUGGACGUGGAGGCGCUGAGCGGGCACGAGCUGGAGAGGAGGCGGGGCCCGCUGCGGGAGGGAGACCUGAGAGACAUCCUGCAGACCUGGGCCCGCCUCCGCGAGGUGCGCGCCGCCAUCGCCCGCCUCGAGGCCCAGAGGGACGAGGUGGCCCGGGGCGUGCGGGAGCUGGUGGCCUCCCACGCCAAGGACGCGCUGCAGACGGUCCCCGAAUACGCGGCGCUGCGGGCGCGGGGCCGCCAGGUCCGGCUGCAGCUGCAGACGCUGCUGGCGGAGGAGGCGGCGCUGGACGAACGCUUCUACCUCAAGGCGCUGCAGCUCCCCAACCGCACCCACCCCGAGGCGCCCGUCGGCGACGAGAGCCAAGCGCGGGUGAUGGAGGUGGUGGGAGAGAAGCCAGUUUUCGACUUCCAGCCGCGGGGACACCUGGAGCUGGGCGAGGCGCUGGACAUCAUCCGGCAGCGGCGCCUGUCCCACGUCUCGGGGCACCGCUCCUACUACCUGUGCGGGGCGGGCGCGCUGCUGCAGCACGCGCUGGUGAGCUUCGUCCUGGCCAAGCUGCUGCCCAAGGGCUUCCUGCCCAUGACAGUCCCUGACCUGCUGCGAGGCGCCGUCUUCGAGGGGUGCGGGAUGCAGCUCAACGCCUCCCCCUCGCCCGUUUACGCCAUCGACCCCGCACGCUUCGAGGACCUCUGCCUGGCCGGCACCUCUGAGGUGGGGAUCGCAGGGUACUUCAUGGACCACGCGGUGCGGCUGCAGGACAUGCCCAUAAGGGUCGUCUGCUCCAGCACGUGCUACCGCGCUGAGACCGACACGGGCCGGGAGCCCUGGGGGCUCUACCGCGUGCAUCAGUUCACCAAGGUGGAGAUGUUUGGGGUGACGGCGGCCGAGAGCGGGACAGAGAGCGAGGAGCUGCUGGCUGAGUUCGUGGCGCUGCAGAAGGAAAUCUUCUCCGAGCUGGGGCUGCAUUACCGUGUCCUGGACAUGCCCACGCAGGAGCUGGGGCUCCCCGCAUACCGCAAAUUCGACAUCGAAGCCUGGAUGCCCGGCCGGGGCAAGUACGGGGAGAUCUCCAGCGCCUCCAACUGCACCGACUACCAAAGCCGGCGGCUCAACAUCAUGUACAGUGACGGGGCCGGGCGGCUGCACCAUGCGCACACAGUGAAUGGCACCGCCUGCGCCGUGGCACGGAUGCUCAUCGCCCUCCUGGAGUGCAACCAGCAGCCGGACGGCAGCAUUCGUGUGCCCCCCGCCCUGCAGCCCUUCGUGGGCCGCGCCGUGCUCACGCGGCCCCCGGCCCCGCUGCUGCGCUACAUCGGCCCCAAUCAGCCCGGGGGGGGGCCCCGGGGGGGGGACGCGGAGGAGCCCCCCUCCUCCCCAGGGCGUUAACGAAUCCCUCAAUUAAACAUUUUGUUCCCUCCCCAAGCAA
This is a messenger RNA of Anas platyrhynchos (mallard), 1615 nucleotides long. RefSeq names its product seryl-tRNA synthetase 2, mitochondrial (gene SARS2). Lineage: Eukaryota; Metazoa; Chordata; Aves; Anseriformes; Anatidae. Gene Ontology annotation, biological process: seryl-tRNA aminoacylation. The record is from RefSeq and is a predicted model, not a curated record. Gene Ontology annotation, molecular function: serine-tRNA ligase activity; ATP binding.